AUGUCAAAACCACUCACUGCGGAACAACAGGCCAUAAAAGGCAAGUUUUCAAAGAACAAUUUGACACACGAGUUCAAAACACAGAACGCACCAACUCCUUAUAAAGAGGUGAUUGCUGAACCUCUUGCUCAAGACUUAUGGAACAACAAUAUCAUUUGGGAAUUUGUGAAAGGCUUAUCUCCAGGAGUUGACUUGACUCGUAUCCCCUUCCCUGUAUGCAUUACACAGGCCAGAUCCUUUCUUGAGUCCUUCACAGACUACUUCAAGCACUGGACUUACUUAUCCCAAGCGGCCAAUGAGGACGACCCGUAUAAAAGAAUGAAAUUGAUCACGUUGUGGUACCUUACUGGCUUUUCCAAUGCAAUGAAGUUGGUGAGAAAGCCGUACAAUCCCAUAUUAGGAGAAGUCUUCAGGUGUAUGUGGGCUGACCCUAAGACGAGCGCAAAGACGUUCUACGUCUCAGAACAAGUGUCUCACCACCCACCCAUAUCUUCUUUUUACCUCACAAAUCCGCAAGAUGGAUGGAGCAGCUCUGGCACUGUUUCAUUCUCUGUUUCCUUUUAUGGAGUGUCCGCUUGGGCUAAUUUAAAUGGAACACAAAAAAUAAAGUUAUUAAAAUACGACGAGGAGUACACUUGGGUAUUUCCUCCUACAAAAGCUUCUGGGUUUUUCAUCGGGCCAUUCAUCAUGGAGAUGGGUGGCAACGUCCAGAUCAAGUCAAACAAAACGCCCUUCUGGGCUGACUUGAAUUUUCUGACGACGUCUAUGUGGUCGAGUUCAAAUUACCACAAAGUUAACGGGCAAAUUAAAGAUGGUGACAAGAUCAUUGACACAAUAGCAGGAAAUUAUUUUGAGUCCGUCACUAUUAACAACGAUGUUUUCUUCGAAAUUGCAAAACUUGACACCGACGCUCCGAAGCGGUUUGAAGUUCCAAAAGAGAGUUUGUGGGGGAGAGAGUCUCAAAAGGUGUGGGAAGACCUAACGAAAGCUGUUAUUAAGGGGGAUGGAAAGGAUGCUGCGGACAAGAAGUAUGAAGUUGAGGAGUGGCAAAGGAUCGAACGAACGGAGAACCCGAGUUUUGGGGAGAAGUUUGUCCCGUUAUUAUUUGCGAAACAGGGUGAUGGGGAUUACCGCUACAAAUACGAGACCGAGAGAAUGCUUUCAAACGAUGAAGAUGUUAUUGAACAAGGUGGUGUCAUUUCCAUCCAAAAGAAGACAGACUGA
Molecule: messenger RNA, 1224 nt
Organism: Entamoeba invadens IP1
Lineage: Eukaryota; Evosea; Mastigamoebida; Endamoebidae
Product: oxysterol-binding protein, putative
Exons: 1
Coding region: 1-1224 (407 amino acids)
Cellular component (GO): cytosol; membrane; intracellular membrane-bounded organelle
Molecular function (GO): sterol binding
Source: RefSeq, a predicted model, not a curated record